AUGCAUUCUGAAAGAGACGGUUUCGUAGAAGGAGCAGAUCAUCGAUGGAAUCUCCUACUUGCCCAGGAAAGAGAAGCGUUUUCUGAAGCAGAAAUUCUGGGAAUCAAAAGAACUCUUCAUGAAUUCCGAGAAGAGAAAAAAAUCCUAGAAGAGAGAAUAAGUAAACUGGAGGCCACAAACAAUGAGUUGCAAUUAACGGUUUCUCGCAUAAACGAGACGUCACUACCGCCCAUUCAAGGUCCUCCCGGUCCUCCAGGCAAUACGGGUCUCCCUGGUAUACCAGGUACAAAAGGUCCAAAGGGGGACAGAGGGCCCCGAGGAGACCCUGGCCCUCAUGGUAACCCUGGAGAGACGGGACCCCAAGGGUCACCGGGUCUGCGAGGGGCUCCUGGAAUUCCAGGUUCUCCUGGAUUGAACGGACCUAAGGGUUCCGGAGGGGAACGUGGUGCCCCGGGUUCACCAGGACAACCUGGUCCGAAGGGAAGAACAGGAAAGCCAGGACCAAAGGGUAACCGCGGAGAUACGGGUGGUGAGGGGCCACCGGGUGGCACUGGGCCGGGUGGACCCCGUGGAGAAGCCGGUAGUCCUGGACUUAAAGGUGAUAAGGGAGAGAACGGUAGUCAAGGAAUAAAAGGACAGCGAGGGUUACCUGGAUUAACUGGCCUGCCAGGAAUCAAGGGUGCAAAAGGCGACGUCGGAUCGAGAGGACCGACAGGUUUGCCAGGUGUACAUGGUCCAAAGGGGGUGCUAGGUUCAAAAGGAUCAAAAGGAGACACUGGAGAUAUUGGAUUGCCGGGGAUAAAGGGUGAAUCCGGCAUUAGAGGAACUAGGGGACAGAAAGGGGAACGAGGUAUCCCAGGGCCCGCAGGUCCAAAAGGUAAUCAAGGUAACAAAGGGAUGAAGGGGGUCAAAGGAGCCAUAGGACCACAAGGCCCCAAAGGACAAACUGGGAGAUCUGGCACCAUGAGCAAGGGCAUCAAAGGAGAGGCUGGACCUCCUGGUAGAAGAGGAAUGAAAGGCGAAAUGGGCCCAAUCGGACCAAACGGAAUCCCAGGGCGCCCAGGACCUGCAGGUGCCAAAGGAUCAAAGGGCGUUAAAGGGCAGCAAGGGUCAUCAGGGCUAAAGGGUGAACGCGGAGUUGCAGGCACUCCAGGCCAGGCAGGGACUCCUGGUGCCAGAGGACCAAAAGGCCAGAAAGGUCAAAACGGUUCUCCUGGACCACGAGGUCUGAAAGGGACAUCUGGAAUACAGGGCCCUAGAGGACCACAAGGUCCACGGGGUUUACAGGGAACAAAGGGGGCAUUUGGACCGAGAGGACAGAAAGGUGCAACAGGUGCGAAAGGAGGUCUUGGACCCCGUGGCACUACCGGACCAAAAGGCCUCCCAGGUGCAGUAGGGUUGAAAGGUAGCCCGGGGCCUCGCGGGCUGUCAGGAGCAGCAGGGCUAAAAGGAGCAAAAGGAGCCCCCGGUCCAAGAGGUUUGAAAGGGGCAAAUGGUUCUAAGGGGAAUCAAGGACCACGUGGAAUGCCUGGUCCUAAAGGAGUUAAGGGUUCCACAGGAGCCAGGGGCAGUACUGGGACCAAAGGACAGAAAGGUCAGCCUGGUACCCGUGGUCUUAAAGGUUUGCGUGGGUCACCGGGGCCUCGGGGACCUGCUGGUCCAAGAGGGGCAACUGGUCCAAAGGGCCUCAAAGGAGAUAGUGGGAUCAGGGUCAACUCGACUUAUCCGUCUGGUCGGUGGCAGAGCAUCCUACCAGGGGCGAGUUGAAAUCUUCCACAACGGCCGAUGGGGGACCGUGUGUGACGACAGCUUCAGUACCGUAGACGCCAGAGUGGUCUGUAGGCAACUAGGUCUCCCAUACAGUAGAGUGACAGUUCAGGCCUCAGCAGGCUACGGAAGGGGCAGCGGACCAAUUUGGUUGGAUGACGUCGGCUGCAGAGGCACGGAGGCUAGAUUAGAGCUUUGCAGUCACAGGGGUUGGGGCACCAAUGACUGCAGCCACAGUGAGGAUGUCGGCGUGACCUGCAGAUAAAUAGUCUUCGUGACAUUACGAGAGGACACGUGAACAGUGAUUUGAGAGGUCAAAAAGCUGCAACAAUAGGCCUACUUACCCGGUACUGCAUGACUUUUAAAACAUGAUUUUGCGAAUAGGCAGUUUAUAAGUGCACUGCGUACGUACUCCAAGACAACAAAAUUUGCGAAUGCAGGACAUUUCUAUGUUCAAGGCUGGCCUAAAUGUUAUACAACUUAAAUGUCUUUAUAACGAUUUUUUAGUUUUAUAAUUAUAUGUAGACGCAGGGAAAAUGUCAUUUUUAAAAGUUGAGAUUUGAUGUACAUUUGAACCAUAACGACAAUAGUAGAUAGGUAAAACGUUUAUGCCAUUUUAAUUAAACCGCCAUAAAGUCUGUUCUAACUAAUACAUUUGAAUAUAGUAGUUAAAUCUACAAAUGGGAUUUUGUACAUAAAAUAUACCCAAGAUUGUAGAAAAAUUACUCCUGUUUGUUCAACCGAGAUUUUGCAAAUUAAUAGUAAACAAAAUAGAUAAGCUGAAAUGAAUUGCAUGUUUUUUAAUGCCAAAAUGGUUCAAUUAUUGACCAAACAAUUAUCAAAACCACUACAAGUGGACUUUUGAGUCUUUGUAAAUUGCCUUGCAAAAUUAUGAUUUAUUGAUUUUUGUGGGGGUGUCGGUAAAAAGUUGUCACAAUGUGCACAAAAUGGGUUUUAUUUUUGAUUGAAUGUCUUAGAGAAGAAUUUGGAUUAACGUUUUAUAUUUCAUAUGUAUAUUGUUAAAAAAUAUCUACACUGUAGAUAGAUGAGAGGAAUAAGCACAUGUAUAAUAAGGUGACUGUUUGCUGCGGAAGAUAACAUUUUGUAUAUAUCUCUGUUUGGAGGAUAACAUUUUUAUUUUUAUGUUUAAAGGGACACUAAUCGAAUAUUUCAGCCUAUUUAGGGUUUGAAAAACCUGUGUGAAACUGUUCUCACUUUAAAUCCUUCCCGUAGUUGCAUUAAAUAUAUUUUCUUAAGGUUAUGACACAUACCAGUCGUUUCCAUGUGUCACCUACAAACUUUGAUUGAUCAGACUGAAUAUGAUUGUAGAAAUACAUUGAAAAAACGAAGGUCAUUAAACGCUCUUCUACA
This is a messenger RNA of Lingula anatina, 3138 nucleotides long. RefSeq lists its product as uncharacterized. NCBI's taxonomy places the organism in Eukaryota, Metazoa, Brachiopoda, Lingulata, Lingulida, Lingulidae. Gene Ontology annotation, cellular component: membrane. The record is from RefSeq and is a predicted model, not a curated record.